Messenger RNA from Tetrahymena thermophila SB210, 246 nucleotides. RefSeq lists its product as hypothetical. Lineage: Eukaryota; Ciliophora; Oligohymenophorea; Hymenostomatida; Tetrahymenidae. The record is from RefSeq and is a predicted model, not a curated record. The transcript has 2 exons.
AUGGUUUACAUUUGUAUUAAAAAACCAUUUUUAGACAAAUCACAUAAUAAUAUAGUUUUGUUAUAAGAACUGCUACAUACCUUAGUAAUUGCUACUUUAGGUGUUAUUUUAGCAACAAAUGAUACUUAAAAUCCUUAAAAUGCUUCUUAGCUAUCUCAAAGUAUGCACUAAACUUUACUAAUAUAUUUAAUUGCAACAAUCAAAUAAACAAAUCAGAGAAAAAAAGCACAAUAUAACAAUUAUUGA